UAGCAACAGCUUUUUCACAAAGAGGCAACAUUAUGGUCCCACAAUGUAAUUCUGAAUGUCAGAAACUGACAUCUUUUCUGUCUUUGAAUAUCAAACAAAAACAGAUGAACAUAGGUCAGGUGUUCAAAGACUUAACAAUGUUAGCAAGGAAACACAUUGAUGUGAAACCAGCUUUUUGUUUCAUCUUGACCACAGAUCUCUGUCAUCUGUCACAGUUUAAUCCUUCUUCACUCCGAGAACUGCUUCUUCUACAGGCGAGAAGUGCACUAAAUGGAAAAUCUUUUGAUCUUGCAAUGAAGCUUUGUAAACAUGCUGAAGAAAACAUAUUUGAUUAUGAAAACAGUGAAGGAUUCCUGAUUUGGGCAGAAGCUCUAGAACUGACAGGAAAUAUCAUGGCUGCCUUUGAAAAAGCACAACUGGCUAAAACACAUUCUCAGAAUGAGGCUGAACGACGGAGAUCACAGGCAUAUUGUGAUACACUCCAGGAUAAAGUAAAAGGAUUGGCAUCAUCCACAGCAUCAAACCAGGUGGAUAAGUCUUGGCUGGUAGGAACAAAUGCUUUCAGUAUCAAGAGAGAGCAAGAAAAGGCUACGGCUGUUAAAGAUUCUCAUAUUCCCAAAAAGAAACGUUCAAAGCCAAAAAGGAAAAGAACUGUUUCCAGCUGCACUACAUCUUCAAAUUCAAAUAACAAUAGUAACCAUGUAGGACAGAUUGCUAAUUUAAACACAAGGGCAUCAGAACAGAAUAACAAGUCUAGUCAUUCAUCAGACAUAUCUUCUGUGGAUUCCUUGCAAACUCAAAGCCAGGGACCCCAGUUUGAUGAGGAAGAACGUCUUGAUGUAGCAUCAUUAGAGUUUCCAGAUUAUGACAACUGGGAUUGUUCGGAUGAAGAGGAGAUGAGAAUGGACAGUGAACUAGACGAUCCUGUGUACACAGAUGACUCGGAAUCUGAUGAUGAUUUCAACAUCAUGGCUCAGUGUGAAAGUGAAAAUCCUGACCAAACAUGGUUUGAAGAAAGCAAGGAAAUCUUUGAAAAUGGAAUUAAUAAUGAAAAUAAUCCUAGAUUUUGUAUUGGAUCGGGAAUGAAUUUAAGUGAAAAAGAUGUAGCUAAAUUUUUUAACAGUCGUAAUCAAGAUCCUAGGCGAAAACCAUUCUACAGAGAUUUUAUACAAAAUGAAUAUCUUCACCAACUUCUGAAAAGUGAGCCAAAUAGAUAUAAGAGAUGCAGAAUUGAGAUAGAGUCUGCACAAAAAGCCAUCUGCAAAAUUCUAGGCUCAGCUGGAGUUGAGACUAAUAUUGAAAUUGCUGGAAGAUCAAAAUGUGGCCAAUGUUUCAACAAUGAUGAAGUUGCAGUAGAAAUUCUCUUUCGUCCAAAAAAACCCUACAAGCAUAAAAGUUCAUCUGUAAAAACAGAUUCUAAAACAUAUGGUGAAGUAGUGGGAGUUUUAAAUAGCAAUUUCUUCAGGAACAGUAAAUACCCUAUUCUUGCAUGUACAAGUAAUGAAAUUGAUGGUUGGCUAAUGCGUCCUCUGUGCAAAAGUAUUCCUAAGAUACAUGUUAUCAAUACAGUGACCAGAAACAAAACACCAAAUUUGACAAGAUACAGAACUGACAUAUAUGAACUUGUUGGAUCCAAGUUGAAAUACAAGGGGAAGUUUGAUGCUAAUCCUACAUUACGAGGACAGUAUGUGUUUAUUGUUGUUUACUUGGGCUGGGGAAAUAAGUAUGUUUACCCUCUGGGAGCAGUGCUGGGAGUUCUACAGUGUGGCAAAGAUUUCAAUAGCAGUCUGAAGAUUUUAGAAAUGCAGUACAAAGUUCCAUCCUUGUUCCCUAAUGAUACUGUUUCACAAAUUAAAACCAUUUUGGAUCAAGGUGACAAAUUUGAUGCUACUGGAAGAGAAGAUAAAACAAAUGAUUUGGUGUUCACCAUUGACCCUCCACAGUCCAAGGACCUUGAUGAUGCACUGAGUAUCUCUAAACAAAACAAUAAUUACAUUGUUGGUGUACACAUCGCUGAUGUUGCUUCAGUUGUGAAGAAGGAUGAUGCUGUUGACAAAGAAGCAAGAAAAAGAGCUGUAAGUUUCUAUGUUCAAAACAAACGUACUCACAACAUGCUACCAGAACCACUGAGUCAAGACAUAUGCAGUCUGGUACCAGAUAUAAAACGUCCUGCGUUGUCAGUUUUUUUAACCUUUAAUCCAAAUGGAAAACUUGUGAAAACUAUUGUGAAAAAGACAGUCAUCAAAUCUACCAGAAAAUUCUCUUAUGAAGAAGUUCAAAACAUUAUUGACAAUGAACCAAACACUGAAUCUUCACAGCUUAAAAGCAGCAUAAUUGCCUUAAAUAAUCUUGCACAAAAGAUUCGUGAAGAACGACUGAAAGAUGCCAGGUUUAGCGUGCCAUUUGAAGAUGUUCGUUUUUGUGAUAUGGAAGAGAAAGGUAACUGUGAUGAAGCUCAUGCACUUGUUGAGGAAUUUAUGAUUAAAACAAAUGCUGCUUGCAAAAUUUUGAAAGAACGAUUUUCAAAAUAUCUGCCACUUCGUUGCCAAACAGCCCCAGCAACUGAAGAUGUAUAUGCUUGGUUAAAGAAAGAAAGCAGAAUUGUUGAUGUACUAGUUCAUCUACAAGGUAAAAAGGUUCUUCCAAACAUGGUAAUUUCAGCUUCAGAGGGUAUACACAAAUGUGCUGCAGAAAGAACCGAGUUCAUCCCAAUUCAGAGUGACAUCUGGAAGUCAAUAUUGGAAAGUCUGGAAAAGAGCAGAUUUAACGAGGCUGAGAAGAUGAUUUGUACAGACGAGAUCCACCCUCUACAGAAUGUGGGGUGGAUUCACUGGAUAAAGCUUCUUGAUAUAGCAGAAUACAGAUGUUCUGGUGUGAUUAGUGACACUAAGGCAAAUCACUUCUCACUUGACAUUCAGCCAUACAUUCACUUUACUUCUCCUAUCAGAAGGUAUGUGGACCUUGUGUCUCAUCGCCUAGUGCAUGCCAUAUUGUCUGGUGAUGCUUGUCCAUACACAGUUGAUGACAUACAACAAAUAUGUGAUGAUGUCAAUGAAGCCACAUCACGGCAGAAGGCAUUUGAUCGCAGUUGUAAAGUGUUGGCAAAGACUGAAAAGAUGGGUAAGAGUUCAGUGGUUUUCCAUGCCAUUGUUGAUGUUGUUACCGAAAAUGGAUUGGAAUUGUUAUUGCCAGGACUGCGCUCUGUUCCAUCCAAAUGCAGAGAGAUUAGAUUUUGUUUGCUUGACUUAAGCAAGAAGCCUGAAAUGACAAAGGACACUGAAACUAAUAAAGACAAUGUCAUUUGUCAGUGGAGAAAACGCUUGUAUGAUACCACAGGAUGUCCAAAUCAAGCUCUUUUUAACAGACUUCAUAUUCAUCAGCCAGACGAGUGUGUUGUGGUGGAUCCGAAUCAACAUACAGUUCUGGUUCGGUUUCAAGACUGGGCAAAUAUAUUAAAUGGAAUUUUUACCAAAAAUAUAUCAGCAGUUCAGAAAACAGUGAGACCUCUUCUCCCAACAGGAGCAGCCAACCCACGUUCCUAUAGUAGAGUGGUUGACUUCAUAACAUCUGAAACAGGACAAGGAACUAUCAAGAAUCACCAGAGCAAAUUUAAACGGAGUUUUAUACCAGGCCAAGUUGUCAAAGUUCAGCUGGGUGCGUCACCUAACAAUGGUCUUUUAUUGCCAAAGAUUGAACUAGUUCACAUUACACAAAAUCUGAGUCUUUGUCACACACACUUAGAUGAUCCUGUGGGCAUUUUAAGUAAAUAUGCUACACGUUCUGUUAAACAGCAUUUCCACUCCAUUGAUGAGUACAAAAAGGCAUGGCUGCCUGUAAUCGAAAUGGAGGCAGCAGUGUCAGCUGCAUCUGGUGAGCUAACGCCCAUCAUUAACAAUGUUCACUUUACCCUGAAGCCUGAAUCUGUUUCAGACAAAACAUUCUACACAGGAUCAUUUCAACUCCCAGUAAGCUUUUGUGAUGAAAGGAAUAUUGAAUUUAGGGGAGUACCUGUUAGACAUCUUCCAGAAGAUAAAGACAUCCACAAGUCAACUUUGAAAGCAUGUGAUCUGAGGGGACUUGGAAGCAAUGACUACUUGUGCAUUCGGUGUUUUGUUCCUGGACCACCAGGGAGUGGAUGUAGAGAUGUGGAAAAUGGUAUGACAUGGAUAGGACAUGGUCAGAUUGUCAGAGCAGUACUUAAUGAAAAGCAAACUUAUAGGAGUGACUUGGAAAAUGACAAAGUGAUAGUCACAUUUGUACUGAAUGACAACAGUACACCCCCACCUGCAAGUCUCACAUUAAAAAGAAAGAUCAAAGGAACUGCUGAAAUCAUCUAUAAGAAAGAGGUAGAUAGACGGACACAGAAUGCCAUUCAAAGCCUGAAGAAAACAAAGGAUUCAGAACCAACAGGCAGUCUGGCUAGAGCUAUAGUCUUGGGAGGACAAUUACCUUGUUUGUCCAGAGAACGUUUAAAGAUAGCAAAAGAGCUGGACAAGGAAGUUACUGGUGAUAAGUAUUCCCCAAUGCCUAAGAAUAAUACAAAACAGUAUGAAGCAAUAGAGAAUGCUUUGAAAAAAAGCUUUUCUCUUAUACAAGGACCACCAGGUACAGGCAAGACAUACACUGGUAUUAAGCUGAUCUAUCUGUUCAAUGAGAUCAAUGCUAAAGUCCGAUCUGAAGGAGGAAAGAAGUGUCAAGUUCUGUUCUGUGGACCUUCAAACAAGUCUGUAGACAUGGUUGCAAGGUAUUUGCAGUAUCGUCUUUCAACAUCAUGUCCCAAUCUCAUACGGAUGUAUGGAAGCAACAUAGUCAGUCAGGAUUACCCAGUUCCCAAACGAGAUCUAAUCUCGAGACGCAGCAUGCAUGAUCUGAAGUCAGACUCAGAACUUCGGGGCAUCACUCUUCAUCACGUUAUCCGUGAAAGAGGUGAUUAUGCUGAUGAGAUUAAAAAGUUUGAUGUCCUCUUUGCAUUAAUGUUAAAGGAAAAUAAGACAAAUGAAGACAAAGCACAAAUAAAUAAAUAUAUUCAAAAUGUUCAGCAGAAGCAGAAGAAAUCAGAAGAAAGGCAGAUUGAUCCUGAUAAAGCUAUCCACAGCAUCACCAAAAAGUAUAUAAAACUGGUAAGCAGUGCUUAUGCUGAAGAACUUGAAAAGUGUGAAGUCAUUCUGUGCACAUGCUCUGUAGGAGGAAAUCCGAAAAUUGUAAAGGCCACAAACAUCUACCAGUGCAUCAUUGAUGAAGCUGCCAUGUGUCCUGAACCCCUGGCAAUGGUUCCGAUUAUCGCCACGGAUGCUAAACAGGUUGUGUUGAUUGGAGAUCACAAACAACUGCGACCAAUCAUCCAGUGUUCUGAGGCUGCUGAACUGGGAAUGGAGCAGUCACUGUUUGAAAGAUAUUCUUUAAAGGAGUCAAUUUUGACUUUUCUAGACACUCAGUACAGAAUGCAUCCAGAAAUAUGUAAAUUCCCAUCAACUCAGUUCUAUGAAGGUAAACUGAAAACAGGACGGAAAUUCCGAGAAGAAGAAUUCCCUUUGAGACUUUGGCCGAAUAGCAGGAUUCCUCAUGUAUUCUGCCAUGUGGAAGGGUUGGAGGAAAUGCUCACAGUCAGCACCGAAGAGGGCAAUGAAGCAUCCAGGUCCAACAUGGCUGAAGUUGAUAAAGUGGUCCAGGUUUACCGAUGGCUUAUAGAGAGAGGGCAUGUGGGUUCUAAACAAAUUGUUGUUUUGUCUCAGUACAACUCACAAGUUUUUGUUUUGAAAAAAAACCUAACAGAAUACAAGGUCUCUAGCAGAAAUCCAGAACGACACUACAUGAAGUUAAAUGUCAGUACAAUAGUGUCCAGUCAAGGAAGUGAGUCUGAUUAUGUGAUCUUCAGUACUGUACGAUCUCUGCCAUCAUACAAGAUAGAACCGGCUCCAACACUUGGAUGGUGCAGACAGAACCUGGGAUUCAUCACGGACGCCAAUCAGAUCAACGUGGCUCUGACACGAGCUCGUAAAGGACUCAUUAUCAUUGGCAAUAAAAAUCUGUUGGAAGUUGAUGAAGUCUGGAGAAAUUUGCUGAGAUCAUAUGAAAGAGAAGGAUGUCUCACAGAUUCAAGAUGUUUCCCAAACAUUCCACGACCAAGACCAAGAAAUUUUUUGCCAGUAGACUAGUUUGUGUCAUAAAGACUUGUUAUAAUGAACACUGUCUGCUUCAAAGGACAACUGGAUGUGAGUUCACAUUAUUCAAAAGUUCUGCACAAAUGGCAAUUGAAAGUGACGUCAUAUUAUUCAAAAGUUCUGUGCAAGAGGACAAUUGAAAGCGAUGUCACAUUAUUCAAAAGUUUUGUGCAAAAGGACAACUGAAAGUGACAUCACAGUAUUUUGAGAAUGUUAACCCAAAUACUAAUUGUGCAGAGUAAACUCAUUACAAAACUGGCACCAUAAUAAAAUGUGGAUAACAGGUAUUUACAAACUACCUGGCAUGUGCAAAAAUAAAGGAUAUCUAUUGGUAAUGCAAUAGCCACUAUUAUUGUAUUUCAUGAUGAGUAUUUUACUUACAAUUUAGUAUUUAUUUAUAAAUUGUAUUGUUCAAUCAUUUAUUCAGCUGAUGUCCAGUUUGUAUUGCUAAAAGGCACUAAUAUUUAUUUAUUUAAUUUUAUAUUGUAAAUCGUUAAUAGUUUUUCAUUUUUUCUUUUCUUUUCCCCCUUUUUUUGUAACACUUUUUGCUAAUCUUCUUAAUGUCUUGGGACCAAUGAAAUUUAGGUUAUUGGUAUAGCUAAAAUACCAAUUUGAAAGACACAUGUUGUUCAAGUUGCUGAAUUUGUUUUAAAAAACAAAAUGUUAUUGAAUAUGUUCUCAACAUUAUUUUAUUAGAUUAUAAUCAUGAAACUUUAAACACUAUAGUCAUGGUGUUCUUGUAAUAGAAAAUGGAUCAGUAUAAAGCAUGAAGAAUUUGGUCACAUAUCAAAUGUGUUUGAUGCUUUUUUUGUAUAUGACUCUGCCAUCUUGUGUAAAAAAAAUUAUAAUUCAGUAUUCCUGUAUUUAGUAGUAAAUGUAUCUCUUUUCAUGAUUUCCAUAUUCUUUAACUGACUCUUUAUCAGUUGUCAUUACAAGAAAAAGUGUACAACAAAAUUAUGUACCAACUAUAAUCUCACUGUCCUAACCAAAACUGCAACAUUGUUAUGUGCCUUAGUCACACACAGUUUGAUACUAGAUUAUUCUGUGCCUGAGUCACACAGGUUUAUACUAGAUCACAAUGUGCCUAAGUCACACAAAGUCCAUUUUAUACGACCAGUAGAUCAUACUAUGUCUUCAGUGGUACGCUGUUUUAUACUAGAUUAUACUGUGCCUAAGUCAUACAAUGUCUGUUUUAUACGACCGGUAGAUCAUACUAUGUCUUCAGUGGUAUGCUGUUUUAUACUAGAUUAUACUGUGCCUAAGUCACACAAUGUCUGUUUUAUACGACCGGUAGAUCAUACUAUGUCUUCAGUGGUACGCUGUUUUAUACUAGAUUAUACUGUGCCUAAGUCACACAAUGUCUGUUUUAUACGACCGGUAGAUCAUACUAUGUCUUCAGUGGUAUGCUGUUUUAUACUAGAUUAUACUGUGCCUAAGUCACACAAUGUCUGUUUUAUACGACCGGUAGAUCAUACUAUGUCUUCAGUUGUACGCUGUUUUAUACUAGAUUAUACUGUGCCUAAGUCAUACAAUGUCUGUUUUAUACUGCACCUCAAAUCACACAAUGUCUAUUUUAUAAAUACUACAUCAUAAUUAUUAUGCCUUAAAUCACACAUCGGCUUUAACCUACAUGUACUACUAGAUUGUAAUUAUUGUACUUCUCUAAUAUGAAUAGGUGUUUAGCUAACAUAUUUUACCUUAUCCGUGUUAAGACUAUAGUCUGUGAAGGAAAUAAUGAACAAAAUUAUGUUGUUGUUUUUUCAAUUAUAUUUAUGUAUAAAUUGUGAUUGUGGGAUAAAUAUAAAUGUAUAUAUAUAUUAUAUAUCACAUCAGGCCCUUGGUAAUGGGGGGGUGGGGGCACGUGCCAUUAUAUAAAUAAAUUAUGGCUUUUCCCCCUACUACAAGCUGUGAUUCCAUCUCUAGACAGUGUGCCCCCGACCCACUCCACUCCAGGGGGCUGCACAUAUAUUUAUUUAUUUAUUUUAUAAUAUGCAUUCGUGUUUUUGCUUGUUAUGGUUAUAGUCCACAAGAAAAUGAUUGUAAAAUCUUUUAAUAUAAUAUAUAUUACAUGUAUUUAUAUAUUUGAAUAUAUUUGUUUUUAAUGCCUGUGACAUUUUGUUAAAAACUUUGUUUAAUUUUUAAAAUUUUAUAUUCACACAGAUGGAAAGAAAGAAAUGUUUUAUUUAAUGACACAUUUUAUUUACGGUUAUAUGGCGUCAGUCACACAGAUGGUUUAACUUAUGUUACCUUGUUUUUGUAAUACCCGGUAACUCUUUUGCAUGCUACUCAUGACUUCUGGUAAUUUUUGUACAUUGUGAGAUGUAGGGCCUCCACGAGUCCAACAUAUCGGACUCGAGUACUCAAGGGUCAAAUUCGACCCGGACCCGAGUACCCGACACUUACACAAAUUGAUGAUGAGACUAAGGAAUAAAGUAAAAUUAUCAUUAUGCAUUUUAAAGCUACCAUCCCUGGUUUCAAUCAUAUAAAAUCAAGCCCGAAGUUCAAAUACAAGCAUAACUACACUUUUAAUUUACUGAACAUGUAUGCCAAAUCAUGCCACUGUAUUGCAUUCCACACAAUCGACUUGUUUUCCAUCCAUCCAUUUCUCAUAGCCCUAUAAUGUAACCAAGAGAAAGCACAUGUGAACAGAUUCGAGUCUUGCUAGACUCUGCCCGUGCCGGAGUACUCGUGGGGACCCUAGUGAGAUGUAUAUAUUAUAAUAUACUCAACAAAAUUAAUUAAGGAAUAGAUAUUUUUGGCAUUUGUAGUGUUUGUGCUUGUACCCAAUUACGGUUCAAGCAUGCUGUUCUGGGCACACACCUCAGUUAUUUGGACUGUCUGUCCAGGACAGAAGGUUAGAGAGAAAUCGGUGUAGUGGCCUUCAAUCUACCCACUAAGAAUUUAAACUUGCUCUGGGUGGGAGCCGGUACCAGGAGGCAAACCGAGUUCCUACUACCAGCCUUAUGUCCGAUGGCUUAACCACUACACCACUGAGGCCUUUUUUUAUACAUGGUCAAAAGAAAAUAUAGCUUUUACUGUUGCAGGGUGUCUUAAACAUAAUGAUUUAAACAACGAUUUAAAGCACAAAAAAAGACAAGUAUUAGACAACCAAUGUGUAAUGAGACCUAACCUAAUGCUAUUUUGGUUGUUUUCAUAAAUGCAUGAAAAAUCCACCAUGUGUAAAAUGUUUGCUUUUUAUCAUGGAUCAUAUUUUACUGAAACAAUGUUCAGAAGUCAUCUCUGAUUAAGACUUAUUGUGUUGAGUAUAACAAUAGAAAACAACUCUGUGAUCAUCGUUAUACAAGUAUACUGCUAUUUAUAUACGACCAAAUAUGUGAUGCUCAACAAAUUACUGUGAUAAGUGAAUCCAUUCCAGUUAAUAUCUUUGUGAUUACAUGUAUUUUUAAUAUUAACCAAUCUUUAUUUUUAAUUUUAUAUUUUUUCACAUGAAUGUCUUUUAUGUUGUUAUACAUGUAUGCUAUCUUAUUUUUAUUUAUACUUAUAAAAUAGUUAUUUGGAAUAAGAAAUAAUGAAUACAUUUUUAAUUUUUAUAAUAUUUAUGAGAUGUAUUCAUUAACACAAAUGGCUAUUGUGUAUAAGUAUGUUUUCUUGAUUGUAAGGGUUUUAUUUACCAAAGGAAAACAAUGAACAAGUUUAUGAUUGUUAUUAUAUACUCAACUUCUUCAUUGAAAAUGCACCAGUUAGAUUUUAAUUGUGAAAGGGAUAUGAAAAAACCCAAACACAUUUAACUGAUUUUGUAUAUCUGACUGAAUUCUCGUAGGCAACAGGUAACCUAAAACUAUUAAUUAAGGGUUAAGGUUACUGUGUGUUUUAAAGCAACCUUACACAUGAUGCCAAUAACAACUAUAUAUUUAUUUGGUGGUGUGUUUUCAAUGGAGAUAGAUGUUUUAUAUUGGCGUGUAUAUGCUGUCUUGUUUUUAUGUAUCAAAAUUAUUAUUACUACUGUUCAUGUCUUCUGGUUUUUUAUAUACAUAUAUAAUAGAAGUAACUACCAGUACUAGCAUAACCAAAAUUGUUAUUAACUAAACAUUCUCAGCCAUUCAGAAUUGAAAAAAAAGAGGAAGAUAUCUAUGGUUUUCAGAAUACUAAUAAAUCCAUAAUUUGCAUUUAUUACUAAUAGUAAUACCAGUAUUUACACAGGUACUUUUGAAGAUGUGGGAUGUGGGGAAAAUUGUUAUAUUUGGAUGUUAAAUUCUCAAGGCAAUUUCUUAACAUCUUGAGAACAAAAUAGCUGUUAAGAUUACAAUUGCUGGCCUGUUUUUCAGGGUUUUUUUUUAUAUACCAGUAGCUGGACGAUUGUAUAGUUUUCAAGUGGGAUGGGGGUAUACUCCCUCCAGUUCCCACAGACCUGUAUGAUCAUCAGUUUAAUUUUGUUUUCUCAAUUUGUUUUUAAUACAACAUAAUAAUAAUAAUAAUAAUAAUGUAUGAUAUUGUAUAAAAUUAGCAGGUAGAAGAAUUAGUUUGUUUUGCACCUAUAACUACACAAAGUACCUGUAUAUUAAAACAAUAUUUAUCUAUGCUUGUUUACUCUAUAAUCUGAGUGGUAGAUACAUAUACAGGGUUUAAGCUGAACAUAAAAACUAAGGCUAUUUUAAGAACUGUAUUUACAUUAUUUUCAAGUUAGUUUUUUGGCAAUUUGUAAAGGAAUAUAUUUGUUAAAUUCAACUUUAUUCACAUUUGGUAAAUAACACCUUAAACCCUGCAUGUACUUUUCUUCUUCUUUUUUUUAUUACUUGGUAAGCAAAUUGUUACAUGCACAUAAUAAAUGACAUUCCAAUCAUUUUGGAAACAAAUUGUAAGAAAAUAUUCAUAGUUGACAAUUAUAGAAUUUUAUACAAAUAAUAAAGAAAUACACCGCUUUGUGUUUUUAUGGCAAAUACUAGAGCUGCAACGAACACACCAAGUGGUGAAUACGUAUUGAAUACAAUACUUCUCACGAAUAUGGGGUCUUGAAUAAAUAUAAAUAAAUAUUCACGAAUACCAAUAAUUACAGUGAAUCUAGCAAUACUGUACUACUGGUUUGCUGAAUGAAGCAACCCACCAGUGAACAAAAGUAAAAAAUAGUAUUUAAAUAGUAGGAUGUGGUUAUCAUUAUACUUUGGAAUGUUAAACGUUAAACAUUAAAUAAUUAAAUGUCAGUUAUAAAAACAAAAUUAUAAUAAAAAAAUUAACAAGACACAAAAACAAAACAGACAUGUAAACACGGUCUAGAAGAAAAAAGGCUCAUCUGCUGUGCUGAACACCCUCUAUAAAACAGAAAAUGAUUUUUUGACAAAUUUCACUUUCAAUAAAAUCAUCCCCAACCCCCUCUUCCGCGAAAAAAAGCGCAUAUUGCCGACGUAUAAGACACAGCAAUGAUGAAUUGUUUAACAUUAUUAUUACUAUCUGCUGUGUAUACUAUCGGCGUAUCGCAUGUCACUUUAUUUCUUACAUUGUUAAUAAUAAUUAACUACAUUAUAUAGAGGAUGUACCAGUUUUCGUUAUCGAAAACAUCACUUGACUGAUGUAAUUUGGCCAUCAUAUGUUGGUUAAUGGAUAGUAAACUGCUUGAAAUACAUCUGUGUUUACAUACAGCUUGCAAACUGUUGUCUUUCUAAAUUUAUAUAAUAAUGAUAAUAAUAAAGAUUAAAUGACAACAACAAAAAAA
Gigantopelta aegis is the source of this 11829-nucleotide messenger RNA. RefSeq names its product helicase with zinc finger domain 2-like. Gene Ontology annotation, molecular function: RNA nuclease activity; RNA binding; 5'-3' DNA helicase activity. NCBI's taxonomy places the organism in Eukaryota, Metazoa, Mollusca, Gastropoda, Neomphalida, Peltospiridae. The record is from RefSeq and is a predicted model, not a curated record.